Molecule: messenger RNA, 867 nt
Organism: Brassica oleracea var. oleracea
Lineage: Eukaryota; Viridiplantae; Streptophyta; Magnoliopsida; Brassicales; Brassicaceae
Exons: 2
Coding region: 28-447 (139 amino acids)
Source: RefSeq, a predicted model, not a curated record
UAGUAUACGUAAGUCAUUAAUUCGAUCAUGGAGAUGAACAGUUCAAGGAGAUCAAGAGGGUUCAAGAUAGCAAAGCUACUGCCCUUUUGCAAAGCUCUCAAGCCUCCAACUGCCUCCCAAGACCUUUACAAUAAUGUUCACUACACUUCCUCCACCACAACUUCCUACGCUCCUCAACCUAAUUUCAGUAACGACGUAACUCCUCUUCCUCCUAAAGUUAGCUUCCUCCUUCAACCAUCCGUGGCUCAUGAGGGGGAGGAUAUGGACAAGAAGCUUAACAAGAUGACAGAAAAGCUGAUCGGCAGAGGGAUUAAUGGUAUGGAAGAUUGUGUUGACGCUAGAGCCGCUUCUUAUAUAUCUUCGGUUCGAGAAAGGUUCAAGCUGGACCAUUGUGAGAGACUGACGACGACUGUUGUUAGCUUAGAUCAUGAAGAUGUUGACCGUUAGAAUUUAGGUGACCUAUAAAUCUGUCAGAACACGUCAGAAAAAAAACACUCGCCACAAAAGCUUAAAGCCGAUCGUUAAGUUAAAUACAAGUUUCGUUGGGUUGUUAUGACAGCCUUUUUAGGUUUUUACUGAUUUAAAGAGGGAAAAUUGAAACUUAAGUUCCUACGAGAUAUGAAGCAAUCAGAUUUGUGUACGUGAAUUAUGGUGGAAAGCAGAACACGUCAUUUGUCAGAGCAUCCUCAGCGGGCAACAUCUAAAAAACAGUUUCUAAUCCUAAUCCUAAUAAUAAUAAUUUUAUUCAUCCAUAAGUUUUUUGUCAAAUUUUUUUUUAGUUUAAAAAAGCAAACCAGUCAAAGAGAUUGACAAAUGGCAAAAUGAAUAUUAAAGGCGCUUUAAGGCAUCUUUAUCCCACAAACUCAA